Molecule: messenger RNA, 1043 nt
Organism: Aspergillus sclerotioniger CBS 115572
Lineage: Eukaryota; Fungi; Ascomycota; Eurotiomycetes; Eurotiales; Aspergillaceae
Product: urease accessory protein UreG
Exons: 3
Coding region: 142-957 (271 amino acids)
Molecular function (GO): nickel cation binding; GTPase activity
Source: RefSeq, a predicted model, not a curated record
UAGGCUAGAUGGUAGUUUGCCUGGGGACCCCUCCAUCCCGCGCCCUCCAUCCGCCCUCCAUCCGCCCCUCCAUCAUAUUAUUCCUGCCUUUCUUCUCCCUCCACAAUCCACAUCUAUUUCUUCCCGUGUCACUUCCCAACCAUGUCGCACUCCCACUCCCACGAUAACGACGUGAGCCAUUCUCACGAUGACUUCGGCGGUCACGGCCACUCCCACGAGAUUCUUGAAGGCCCCGGUUCCUACCUGAACCGCGAGAUGCCUUUGUCCGAGGACCGCGACUGGAAGGACCGUGCCUUCACCAUUGGCAUUGGAGGACCCGUCGGCUCCGGCAAAACCGCUCUCAUGCUUGCCCUCUGCCAAACUCUCCGCGACGAAUACAACAUUGCCGCCGUCACCAACGACAUCUUCACCAGAGAAGACGCCGAAUUCCUCACCCGGCACAAAGCCCUCCCUCCGUCGCGCAUCCGCGCCAUCGAAACCGGCGGCUGCCCUCACGCCGCCGUCCGCGAAGACAUCAGUGCCAACCUUCUCGCUCUCCAAUCCCUCCACAAACAAUUCCAGACUGAUAUCCUACUCAUUGAAUCUGGCGGCGAUAACCUCGCUGCGAACUAUAGUCGUGAAUUGGCCGAUUUCAUCAUCUAUGUGAUUGAUGUUGCGGGUGGAGAUAAGGUGCCCCGGAAGGGUGGACCCGGUAUUACGGGGUCGGAUCUGUUGGUUGUGAAUAAGAUUGAUCUGGCGGAGAUUGUGGGGGCUGAUUUGUCGGUUAUGGAGAGGGAUGCGGCGAAGAUGAGAGAGGGUGGACCGACGGUUUUUGCUGAGGUGAAGAAUGGGAAGAGGGUGAAGGAUAUUGUUAAUUUGAUUUUGAGUGCGUGGAAGGCGAGUGGUGCCUAUGAUGUUAGUUUGGCGAGGUGGAAGAAUGGUGGGCAGAGGGGGUCGGGGAGUGUGGAGGAGGCUUGAUUGUAGUAGAUAGGGUUAUGGAUCCUACUGAUUGUUGGAGUCUACGUAUAAAUCAGACUCAAUGUACAAAAUGUGCUGGUUCAGGC